GUUCAGUGAACGCACCACCGCUGUCUGCUCUCUAGUUACAGUAUGGCGGCUGGGACUUGCGGAGGAGGACAACUUCUUCUAGAUUCCUUCCACAAAACUGUUGGAAGGCGACGGCAUUAAUAUAAAACUUAUAGCGGCAACCACGAGGUACACUGCAACAGACAACAGCGGCAUAACUUGUGUUUCUUACUGGGGCUUUCCCCAGAAAAUAAUCGGACUGGUGUGUGAUGCGUGAGGACCCGCAGUCAAGAAACUCCCCUGAUUUUUCCGCGUCGGUUUCUGCUCUGACUGUCAGUUAGCCGGCUAGCUGCUAGGUAGCUCCCUUCAAUGCUAACGCUCGCCUGCAGAACUCUAUAUUAGCAAAAAGAAGCGCUAGCGUGUUGCUUUUAUUUACUCCAGGUGACAGGGAUGGUAUAUCGUAUCCAUUCGGUAAGCGGACUGGUUGAAAAAGAUGGGGAGAAAAAAUUUGUGGACCUGGACGAUAACUUUGUCAGUACUCAUUAGCCUAGCCUAGCUUAACCUAGCGUUCUAGUACAACGCCAGAAGAGAGUUAGCGCUUCGCCUGUCCACCAGCGAGUUAGCCAAUUAGCAUUUUAGUUGCACAAGACGGCCAGAUAAUCCUCCCCUGUUCAUCCCGGUGGAUGGUUUUGAAACGUCUCCGCUGACUAAUUCAGACGAAGAGUGGGCACUGAGCUGCUUUAGUUUUAUAACUCAGGGGUGUUUUGGCGUUCGGGCUCGCUAGGUGUUCUCUGGUAGAGGGAGUGGUGAAGGUAGGGAGAUAGGAAGGUAGCUAAGGUUCCCUGCAUCAGGGCAACAAGGUCACUCAGAUUAUGAAGAGCCAUACAUGUCAACUACACUUAUAGAUGACACUUUAGUAAAUGACAGACGCGUGUGUGUUGUGUGUAUGUGUGUAUAGGGUGAUGAACGCUGGGGUGUGUGCCUGCUGUUAGCUUGCUGCAAGAGAAGACAACACAGCUCAGAAGCGCGCAAUAAUUGGACCUACUGCUCUUGAUAGACGUUAAACAGACAGUUUAGUCAGCACAGAAGGAGUUUGAUGGACGUGAGGGGCUGUCAGUGCUAUACUCACUUAUGUAUGUCUUGACACAUGGCAGCUUGGUCUGUACAUAGUGCCUGCUGUCACAUAUAAGCGUCGUUAUGUAGCUUCGGUGGGCAGUCAGUGAGGGGAAUGUCCUGUCUUUUUUUAUACCUGUUGGUUUGUUUUUUAUUUCUCAUACACGAGAGAGGACCAUGUUUACUAGUUAGUGCCUAGAAGAUUAGAGGACUAACAUUUCAGCCUACAGAUAGGCCGCAGAUAUCGUAGAUUAUUCCUAUUUUUUUUGGAGGAGGGACUGCACCAGAAAAACCUGCCACUCUGGAUCAAGAAAACUUGCCCCUCGUCUCUGGUUGGAGUAAUACUCUCAAGCCAAAAUCAAUGCCUUCAGCGCUGGCAAUAUUCGCCUGCCGACCCAACUCGCACCCAUUCCAGGAGCGGCAUGUGUACCUGGAUGAGCCCGUCAAGAUCGGCAGGUCGGUGGCUCGGUGCCGGCCAGCCCAGAACAACGCCACCUUCGACUGCAAGGUGCUGUCCAGGAAUCACGCUCUGGUGUGGUUUGACCACAAGACUGGCAAGUUCUACCUGCAGGACACUAAAAGCAGCAAUGGGACAUUCAUCAACAGCCAGAGGUUGAGUCGUGGCUCGGAGGAGAGUCCGCCCUGUGAGGUCCUCUCCGGCGACAUCAUCCAGUUUGGCGUCGACGUCACUGAGAACACACGCAAAGUCACCCAUGGCUGCAUCGUGUCAACAAUCAAACUCUUCCUACCUGAUGGGAUGGAGGCACGCCGACGAAGCGAUGUCAUCCAGCCUCCGUUACCACUACCUAUAGACAAGGUUGCAGCCAACACUCCCAGUAUGUAUUCUCAGGAACUGUUCCAGCUUUCCCAGUAUCUACAGGAGGCCUUACACAGAGAGCAGAUGUUGGAGCAGAAGUUAGCCACUCUGCAGCGUCUGUUAGCCACCACUCAGGAGGCCUCAGAGAGCAGCUGGCAGGCAUUGAUUGAUGAGGACCGUCUUCUCUCCAGGCUGGAGGUGAUGGGCAGUCAGUUACAAGCUUACUCUAAGUCCCAGACAGAGGAAGGGAUCCGUAAGGAACUCUUGGCUCUUCAGGAGGACAAACACAACUACGAGACAACGGCAAAGGAGUCUCUGAGGAGAGUUCUGCAGGAGAAGAUUGAGGUGGUCAGGAAGCUGUCAGAGGUGGAGCGCACGCUCAGUAACACCGAGGACGAGUGCACCCACCUGAAGGAGAUGUCUGAAAGGAGUCAGGAGGAGCUGAGGGAGCUCGCCAACAAGUACAACGCGGCCGUUAAUGAGAUCAAAGAGCUCACUGACAAAAUUAAGGCUGCAGAGGGAAGACAAGAGGAGCUCACUCAGCGGGGCGCGACAGAGAAGAGGGAGUGGGAACUACGGAUUGAGGAAAUGGAGGAGAAGGAGCAGGUUCUCCAGGCUCGCAUCGAGGCUCUGCAGGCAGACAAUGACUUCACCAAUGAGAGGCUCGCUGCCCUGCAGGUGCGGUUAGAACAGCUACAAGAGAAAAGCAUUAAAGAGAACAACAGUCUGGAUGUCGUCACUGUCCCCCACGGACCAGUAGAGGAGCUUGUCGAGGACAGAGAUUCCAAACAGCAGAUACGCGAGAGCCAGGAGGAAGACGAUGAUGAGGAGGAUACAGACACCGAUGAUGGUGCAGUUGGGGAAGAUGAAGAUGCUGAUGACAACUGUCAUGUUAACAACAGCGGAGGAGACUCGACUAGAAUCCAACAAUUGAUUGAGUGUCCGCCCGUCAAACAGCUAAAGGAGACCGUCAGUUCUUCAAUCGAAAAACUGGCCAACUUUGAUGAAGUGAUGGAUGCCCACUUACAGAACAACCAGACGGCAGGAGAUGACAUCCUGACCAGCCCUGAUCGACUUAAAGGGAAUCAGAUGGAUGCCAAAGAGUCAGACAUGUCCGACACUCUGAGUCCCAGCAAAGACCGCAGCAGUGACGACACGUCAGAUGGAAACAUGAACGACCAAGAGCUGAAUGAACCUCAGAACAGAGUAGCUCUGCUCAAAGAUGAGCUACAUCGGGCCGGUCUAGAGCCUGGAGACACGGAGCAGGUCAUCCACCAUCUCCACAGAGAGCUUCUGGAGGCCCAAGAAUUAGCCAACACCGGCAAGCAGAAAUGUCUAGAGCUACAAGCUCUGUUGGAGGAGGAGAGGAGGAGUAACUCUCAGCUGACUGAGGAGUCGACCAAACAGAUCCAGUUCUUGCAGACUCAGCUUGGGAAGCUUCAGGCUGACAUGGAGGCACUGAGGGAGCAGAGGGAGAGCACCAUCUGCAGCACCAGAGAGGAGCUUUACUCUGCCCAGGAGGAGAUUCUUGUCCUGCGACACGCUAUGGAGGCGGCCACGGCGGAUCGGGAGCGUGAGAUCACUGUCCUGCAGGCAGACCUGGUCAGUGUGCGCUCCGAGCUAGAGCACUGGAGGAACACAGCCGCCAAAUACGAGGAGGAGAUCGCCCGGCUGCAGGAGGCCUUCACGCAGCAGGAACAGCAGCAGACCGCUACCAGCGAGCUGCAGGCGGAGUGCACUGCAUUGCACCAGCGGUGUACGUGUUUGCAGCAGGACUGUGAUGGCCUGAGAGCUGAGAGGAAAACACUCACAGAAAAACUGCACCGCCUGGAGGCUGAGCUGAGCAGCACCAGGGAGAAGAGUCUGGUCCUCAGCAGCAGUCUGGAGUCUCUGGAGAAGAGGGAGGAGGUUUUGCAGGACAAACUGGGUUCUCUGGAGAAUCAGCACCUGCAGGACGCGAGCAGGCUAAAGAGCCAGCUGGACCAGGCCCAGGCCCACACACACACACUGCAGAAAGAGUAUGAAGACACACAGUCCCAGCUAUCUGAUCUCCGUCAGCGUUAUGAGAGAACAGAGCAGGAGAAGCUGAACAUCCACCAGGAGCUGGAGCAGUGCAGGAGCAGCCUCAAGCUGCUGCAGGACAAGUCCAGCUCUCCAUCCAUAUUGCAGCCUGUCCAAGCCAUAUUCAUGGGCCUUGUCCUGGCUCUGCUCUACUGGUGUUUCGGCCAGUUGUGGUAGAAAGAGCGGCUGGAGCCCCUGGAUGCCGGUCGUUGCAGUGAUGGUCGCCGUGACGGCCGCCGUCCUCUACCCCAACCUCUCCAAGAGCAGCUCCACCUAGGACACAAAACACAAGCGAACACACACAUGGAGCGCCGUGAGG
Neolamprologus brichardi is the source of this 4268-nucleotide messenger RNA. Lineage: Eukaryota; Metazoa; Chordata; Actinopteri; Cichliformes; Cichlidae. The record is from RefSeq and is a predicted model, not a curated record.